Colossoma macropomum (tambaqui) is the source of this 4782-nucleotide messenger RNA. RefSeq lists its product as uncharacterized. Gene Ontology annotation, cellular component: cell surface. Lineage: Eukaryota; Metazoa; Chordata; Actinopteri; Characiformes; Serrasalmidae. Gene Ontology annotation, biological process: cell-matrix adhesion. The record is from RefSeq and is a predicted model, not a curated record.
AUGGAUGCAGACUGGCUCACUGCUAACCUCGGCCAAUUCUCCAGCUAUGUGUCCUACGCUCAGCUGACACAGUUCAACAUUUCUGGGGUGGCGGUGUUAGAUGUACUGACCGGUGAACAGAAGGCACAGUUGAUCCUGCAGCCAGGUUCAGGAGUGAUGGGAAAUGAGUCUGUGGUUAGAGAGGUGUUCAGCAGUGUGCUCAAGUCUUCAGAUCAGAAACAACUUAACACCUUCUUUACAUCCUUCAGCCAGAGUGCAGUACAGACCUUCAGCCCACAGGACUUUGCCCUGUGGUUCCAGACCUAUCUCCAUCUCUUCCUUCCUGGGAUUGGUCCAAGCUCCCUGUCAGUCAUUCCCAAGAACAUCAGCUGCGACUCCUACAGGGAAAUAGUCAAAGGACUUGAUAACGUGUACAGUGAUCUGUCUACAACACAGUCCAAAACUGUCUUCAGUUACACAGUGGACUACCUCAAGUACCAGUCCAGCCAAGGUCAGUCCUGUGUGCAGUCAGUGAGCAAUGACUCUGACUGGAUGGUGAAGAAUUUUGGCCAAUUCAGGAGUUUCGCCUCAUUCUCUGACAUCAUCAGUCUCAAGAGUGAUUUCAAUGGGGUGAAGGCAGCAGAGGUUCUGACUUCAUCUCAGCUGGCAGAGCUUUGCUCCAACCCCUCUCAACUCCAUGAUCCUCAGGAUGUAAACACUGUGAUGGCAGCCAUUAGCCCAAACCAGUUUGCCUCCUUCUUUGACAUCGUCACUCCCAACAUACUGCUGAAUGCAUCACUGUACUCCAGUGAGGUGAAGGGAGCUUUCCUCCAGGCUGUUCUGGCAAGAGGUGGUCUGUCCUCUUCAGCAGUGCCUGAUUCAGAAGUGUUGCAGUGGGUGAAUGUUCGGCUCAGGCCCCUCCUCUCCAGCCUCUCUGCCGCAGAUGUAACACCAUACUUCAACAUCAUAAAAGGAAGGAGCUGCAACACCAGACAGGCAGCAGUGAGCAGUUUGGACUCUCUGAGAUCAUCUUUCAACAGCGACACACAGACUCAAAUCUACAGCAACAUCCAGGAACUCCUUACAGGGCCAAAUAGUUUGGGUUGCUAUGGUGGAGGGAGCUUCUAUGUCUUCCUCAAGAACUCCUUCCUCAGUUUUGGAUUUCCUGACCUGAGUGCCUUUUUGUCCGUUAUACCAGCCAACCGACAGCAAGAGUUGUUGAGCUCCAUCUCUCCGAAAGAACUGUAUGAGUUUUUAAAUGGGCCGAACACAGUCAGGAACGGGUCAGAUCUCUGCACGCUCCUCAACAACUACAACAGCACCAACCAGUACCUGCAGACGCAGCCGGUUGUAUCUGCAGCUGUGGGCAGACAGACGUUGGGGUGCGUUUGGUCUCGUGCUCUCAGCGCCUCGUCUCAGGAUGAGGUGGAUCAGUGGUUUAAUGUAAGACUGGCUCAGUACCUGCCCUUCCUCAGCUCUCAGCUCAUCAGCCCCACCCAGCUCAGCAGCGCCUCCUGCCUGUCAUACAGGAAACUGGUGUCAGUCUUGGGGAAGAACUAUAAUUACUCAGCCACUGAUUUCACCCCAGCUGAUGUGUACAGCUCUAUAAAGGCUUAUCUGAACAGCAGCGAUGGCUCUCCCCGCUGCUAUAACUCCUCUGAUCCUCUUCUGAAUUCCACUGCAUGGUUUGCUAACAACAUUGGAUUCUUCAUCACUUUUAUCUCCCUCACUGACCUCCAGUCCUUCGUAUCAGACAGCAAGAUCAGUGUGUUUCUGGAAAACUCAGAGAAUCUUCAGCUGUUUAACAACUCGGGGAUUGCAGCCGAUGUCACUACAUACUACAGCACGCAGCUAUACAUCCAGAAUCCUAACCUCAGUCCCCUCAGAUUGCCAGGUGUGCUCUUGUGUGGAGCUCCUGGCUCCAUGUUUGCGUCUCUUGGAGCUGCAGACAGCCAGACCAUCCUUGAGAGUAUCAGAAUAUCCUGCCAACAAAUUAGUCCAGAGGUCACAGCAGCUCUUGUGGCAAACUUCCCCACUUUGUCCACGGACACCAUCCAGUCGCUCGGCAACCAGAGCAUUGGUCUGACUGAGGGCCAGAUAAGCGGUGCUACCCCCAGUGUCAUUAACAGUACCCUGCCAGUACUCAGCGUCAUCACAGGCUGGAACCAGGGUCAGGUCAACAACAUCAUCCAGAGCAUCAUUACUGCAGGGUUUAACAUCAACAAAGGCUCCUCCCUGGUGACCCUGGGCACACUCAUAGGAGGCGUUCCUUCAGCAGUCCUCUCCAACAUCUCAUCCACUGAGCUUCUGUCUGUAUCCCAGAAUCCAACGUUCAUCAACAACAUUCUGUCAGCACCAGUGGUUCUGCAACAGACAUACGUCCAGAAGAUUGUCUCUGUAGACCAGACUAAAGUGGUGGAGAAUGUCCCAGAUGCGUUGGCAGGGUAUAUCCCACCUGUGCUACUGUCAUCUCCCACCUCUGUUAAUGUUACACUCAUCAACAAGAAGAGCUGGAGACAAGAACAGGCUGUGGUGUUGUUCAGCUCAGUGGCCAGCGCCAGUGACAAUGCAGAAGAGCUGUCAGAAUCAAUACUGCAGGGAUUCACCUGCAGCUCAGUUCAGAAACUACCACGGCAGAAAAUCAUACAGCUGGUGAAAGCCUGUAGAUCACGUGCUGGCAGGAGCAAGGUCCUCCUGAAAGAGUCUCAGCUGACCUGCAUGUACAACUACAUGAAAGACGAUUCAUCUCUGAACUUCACUGAUUUACCUUCUGACAUGCUUCUCUACUACAGCUAUGAAAAGGUGCAGAAGUUGAACUGCAAGUCAUAUUUCGGUGCUCUGGCUGGAGCAGAUUUCUCGGUUCUUUCCAGUGUUCUCAGCAGACAGUCCAUCUUGUUCAAGAAUGCACAGAACUGCCUGGGUAUAUCUAGUGUAAGUCUGAGCAGGUCUCAGGUGGAGGUUCUGGGUAAUAUGGUCUGCACACUGGAUCCCAUCUACAUCCAGAACUCUGACCCACUCAUCCUGGAGAAACUGAAGAACUGUGGAGACCUUUCUGACUCUCAGGUCACCGCCGUACAGACGCUGCUCUACUCUGGCAACACUCCUUAUGGUAAUCGCUCAUCAUGGAAUGUAGACACUCUGAACAAGCUGGGCAUCCUGCCCCUCUACCUCAAACGAGACUUCUGGGACCAGUUUAGCUCUACUACAAAGAAAACAUUCCUGAAGUCAUUCAUUCCAUUGCUGAGGAAGCAGAAGGUCCAGAUACUGAAGUUCAGGAGAUUCUUUACAGAAUUCAACAUUAAUUUCAAAGUCAGCGGACGUGCAAUAACAGCAUGCACUACAGGCAACAUCACAGAGGCAGCAAUUGCAGAUCCCUCAUUCCCUCUUGGCUACGACUUCACCCAGUUUGAUGCAUGUUUGGACAACACAUUCCUAAAGAACAAUCUGGCAGCCAUCACUGAGAAAGUGAUAGACACCAGCUUCCUGGCAGUCAUUCUGAACAAACUAAACCAGCUGUACCCAUCAGGCCUUCCAGAGAGUGUGGUGCAGCUACUGGGCUACACAUCUCGUGUGGCCACUGUUGAUGACAUCAGCAAGUGGAACAUCACCACAAUUGACACACUGUCCUCUCUGAUGAACCCAGAUAAUGGAGACUGGACCUCAGAGCAGAGUGCUGCAGUGAUUAUGAGGUAUCUGAGUGUGGCUGGUAACACUCUGGGAAGUGCUGAGAUAAAUGCAAUCGGCUCCAACCUCUGUUCUUUGGAUGUCAGCGUCCUCAAAACUAUCACUGCUGACAGCCUGAGGAAAGCAAACUCUGUGAAUGUAUCCUCAUGUUCCAUCAAUCAGAAAUUAGUGCUGUACAGCAUCGCCAACUCCUCAUUCAGCGCCCAACGCAGUGACCCCACAUCAUUCUACCAGCUCAUCAACUCUUAUCUGGGUGGAGCUCCUGUGGAUGAUAUACAAGCUCUUUCUACUCAGAACGUCAGCAUGGACAUCAACACCUUCAUGAGUCUGAACCCUGCUGUGCUCACGGCCCUGAGUGUGACCACAGUGCGUGAUCUACUGGGAAUGAACCUGGACAGCCUGAAGCUCUUUGAGAACACCACAGCCGUGCAGUCCUGGAUCUCUCAGCAGUACAAGACGGAGUUGGCCACCCUGAACAUCGGACUUGUGGGAGGCAAAGACGACCCCGUCAGCUCUACAGCUGCAGCCAUCACUAAUGUUAUGACACCACUAACUAACACCGCCAUCACUCAGACCAACUACACAGUCAAUGCUACAGCUCAGGGUUCAGGUGUUGUACAUCAUGGUUCAGGACUGUGGCUCAUCUCUCUGUGUGUAGGACUUCUGACCAUCACACUGCACACACUACAAUAACCAUCUAACAGCCUCAUUACUUUCACUCACACUGGGCACUGUAACCAUGUCCAUGUUAUAGUUACUCACCAUGUUUUUCUGAGUAUUAAUAUUCUUAAUAUACUGCACUUUAAUUUAAUUUAAAAAUUAAUUUUUCACAGGUAUUAGAUUUGUUUUAUGUAUUUAUUACUAUGCAAUCAAAAAUACUAGUAAUAUUUAUGUAUUUUUCAUAGGUCUUUGAUCAUUUUGUUUCUUAAUAUUUUAGCGUAAUUAAUCUGUUGUUCUAUAUUGAUUCUAAAUAUUGGAGUGGGACUAACUUAAAUUUUUAAAUUUAAAAAUUAUUCUUAAAAUAAAAUGAUUGUCAAUUAUGAAAUGUUUUAUCCCUGAUUAAUCUAUACUUUGUUAUUUAACUUCACAUUGAUUCUCAAUAAAAUUAACAUGCAAAUA